Clupea harengus (Atlantic herring) is the source of this 673-nucleotide messenger RNA. RefSeq lists its product as uncharacterized. Gene Ontology annotation, molecular function: GTP binding. The transcript is spliced from 4 exons. The annotation marks the transcript as partial. NCBI's taxonomy places the organism in Eukaryota, Metazoa, Chordata, Actinopteri, Clupeiformes, Clupeidae. The record is from RefSeq and is a predicted model, not a curated record.
AUGGCCGUAAUCUCAGAUGUCUUGAUGAAGACACUAGAGUAUCUUGACCACAAAAACUUAAAAAGGUUCAAGCACCACCUGUGGGAACGUGGCCCAAUCACCAGGCAGAGGUUGGAGGAGGCUAGCAUAGACGACACAGUGACCAUGAUGGUGCAGGCCUACUGUGAGAUGAACUGCGGCUGUGUCAUGUCGAACAUCUUGAGGAGUAUGCACCACAACCAAUUGGCCUUGAACCUGGAUAAGGAGCUGCAAUCAGGCAAGAGCAGCAGUAGGAGCAGUAGUAGGAAUAGCAGUAGCAUCAGCAGUAGGAGCAGUAGGAGGAGCAGCAGGAGCGGCAGUAGGAGAAGUAGGAGCAGCAGUAGGAGCAGAAGGAAGACCAGUAGGGAAACCAGCAGGAGGAGCAGCAGUAGGACCAGUAGGAGGAGCAGUAGAAGGAGAAGUAGGAGCAGGAGGAGCAGAAGCAGCAGUAGGAGCAGCAGUAGGAGCAGCAGUAGGAGCAGCUGGAGGAGAAGCAGGAGCAGCAGUAGGAGAAGUAGGAGCAGUAGCGGCAGUAGGAGAAGUAGGAGCAGCAGUAGGAGCAGAAGGAAGACCAGUAGGGAAACCAGCAGGAGGAGCAGCAGUAGGACCAGUAGGAGGAGCAGUAGAAGGAGAAGUAGGAGCAGGAGGAGCAGAA